GGCUCCCGCGGGCCAUGGCCGCCGCCUUCGCCCCUAAGCUCGGCCGGAGCCUGGCGAGCCCGGACCCGCACCACGGCCCCGGCUACGCCGGUUCCUGCCCUCGGUACCAGUGCAGCCUGGGGCAGAGCUGCGGGCAGCUCCAGAGCAGCCCCGAGGUCGCCGGCUCCAGCCAGCCGGUGCUGCAGCCUGCCCCUUGGCCCCGCGCUGGUGCCCCGCCUGUGGAGCCGGCAGAGGAGCUGCUGGGGACGAGGCCGGUCUGCUGGGGGGCAGGAGCUCGCCCACUGGGAUGCUGCGUGAUCCCGGGCUACACAGGAUUCAUUCCCAGGGCCCAGAACCUCUUCGCCAAGACCUACUCCGAGAUCUGCAAGGAGGCCAGGAGUGACUUUGCCAGGCAGCAGCUGAGAGCUGCAGGCAGGGAGCAGGAGCUGCAGAACGCAGGGCGGCUGCCCCAGGGCACCAAGGGCAACCUCCUUACCACCAAGUGCAGGACUCCAGUCCCAGCAGGCUCGGCAGUGGCUGCCUCGUACGUCUCUCCCUUCGCCUUCCAACCGCAGGGCUCCCCCUACUCCAUGGAGGACAACAACCCCCACAAGUGCUUCAUCUCGGGUUUCACCGGCUUUGUGCCCCGUGCCCGCUUCCUGAUCGGGGCAGGCUACCCGCUGACCACCCACCGCGCCCUGGUGGAGUUUGGCCAGGCCAGAGGGCGCAGGCCUGAGGGUGGGAAAGGCAGCCCGGUCCUUCCACCGCUGAAGUCGUACCCCACAGACAUGGGGCUGCUGCCCCACUACGCAGGCUACGUGCCAGGCUACAAGUUCCAGUUUGGCCACACUUACGGGCAGCUCACCCACAACGCCCUGGGGCUGAGCACCCUGGAGAAGCAGCUGGCCGACUAGCACCCGGGCUUGGACCAGUUUCUUCUCGGAGCUGUUUGGAGCCUGCCCUGCCGUGGGCACAAGCAAUAAAGAGAAGGACCAACAAACUCUGCUGCCCUCCCCUGAGAACGAGGGGAGCGUCGCCCGGCCGUGCUGCAAACCGUUGGCGGGGUGGGGGGGGCCAUGUCGGGUGAAGGGGAGUUAAAUCAGUGCAGGCCCCCCACCCCCCAUGGCGUGUGCUAAUGCGCCGGCCCCACAGCCCUGGCCCAGGCACCCCGGAGCCUCAGGAGGCACCCUCGAGCCCUGGCUAAAAUUGCCCCACCCAAGGUGGGCAGCCUCCCCCCCAGGGAGCGCCAGCAGGCGUGGGGUGUGAUGCUGCGCUGCACUGCACAUGGGCUGGUGCCAAGGCGUGGGCAGGGCCAGCAUAGUGCAAGGGCUGGCAUUGCCCCUGAGCCAAGGGCAGCACUGCCCCUCCGUGCUGCAGGGCCGAGCCCUACUGGGCCCCCAAGCCAGCCCGCUGGUGUGCAGAACGGCUGUGCGCUGCCAUGGAGCCACAGCGCCAGGC
Molecule: messenger RNA, 1437 nt
Organism: Gopherus flavomarginatus (Mexican gopher tortoise)
Lineage: Eukaryota; Metazoa; Chordata; Testudines; Testudinidae
Gene: CIMIP2B
Product: family with sequence similarity 166 member B
Exons: 6
Coding region: 15-893 (292 amino acids)
Source: RefSeq, a predicted model, not a curated record